Molecule: messenger RNA, 2434 nt
Organism: Mercenaria mercenaria
Lineage: Eukaryota; Metazoa; Mollusca; Bivalvia; Venerida; Veneridae
Exons: 2
Coding region: 518-1036 (172 amino acids)
Source: RefSeq, a predicted model, not a curated record
GGGUAAUUAUGCAAAAUCCUGCCUGAGGAAUUACCAAAUAUCAUGCUUGGGCAAUUAUACAAGAUCUUUACUGGGGAAAAACAAUACCCUGACUGGCAAUUACACACAUUAUGGCUGGGUUUAAUACUACACAACCCCACAACACUGACUUGGCAAAUAAAGAACAUUCUGAAUGGGAACUGCACAAUAUCCUGAAUGAACACCUGUACGAAAUCCAGACUGGUCAUUUAUGCAAAUUUCUGACUGGCCAUCUAUGCAAAAUAUUGACUAGGUAAUUACAAAAUAUCCUGACUUUGGCAAUAAAGCAAACUCCCCGCUGGGCAUAUGACUGAUUCUGAGCACACAACAUUCUAAUUUGGCAAUUACACAACGUCUUGAAUAUGCAAUGGCAGAUAAUAGUUGGUUAUCUUCCCCUGCCAACCGACAGGUGGCGCCACUGUUCCCGGUCCAUCAGAAUCCCUUAUCGAUUAGCAUCAUUCUGAGACAAAUCAAAACAAACGUUCUUUACUUUUAAAAAAUGGAAUCUAAGUUCGGAUCAUUUACAAUUCCACAACUGAAGGCAGAAUUGAAAAAAAGGGGUGCUAGACUUUCUGGACGUAAGAAUGAAUUGGUUGAAAGAUUAGUGUCUUACGAGAGAAAUCAAAACUUUGGAAAUGUAGAGACUUUAGAGCCUGAAUACAACAUGACAUUACCAGAUCCCACAAAAUAUGCGGAUGUCAACUCGGAUUCAAAAUUUCCGAAAACAGAACUAGACAGUGUGCAUAAGUAUCUGGCACAGCAUGAGAAAACCCUGGAUAAUCGUAUUCAAAGACUAUACAAUGAGCAGUUUUUGAGAUAUUUCCGUAUGUCACCAGGACAGGAUGUUGUAUAUAUUAAAUCAAGUUGUCAUGCAGAGAUGAAGAAAGGUGUGUGUUAUACUGUAGAUGUUGAACUUAACUCUGGGGGUCAGUUAUUGAGGCACAGUGUGAAUGUGCUGCUGGUAUGGGGCCACAUGCUCACUGCAAACAUGUGUGCACAGUACUUUAUGGUGCAGUAAUGUUCUCCAGAAAAAGACAGUAAAAACGGAAGAAACAUGCACCCAAAAAUUGCAAAGUUUUCAUAAGUGUAAAAAAUAUUUAGGAAGUCCAUUAAAGGCUGAUACACUUGAUAUGCCUGGUGCAGCUGAAUUAACAAACAUUGACUUUGACCCAAGACCAGAGCAGUUUAGAAAUUCUGUUAGCUAUCAAGACCAUUUCAGCAAUGCAUGCUUGAAUUUCCCUGGCAUAUCCAAAAUGCCAAUAUUUCAAACUUUUGAACCAGCAAACACUAAAGCUGUUGCAUUAGAUCAUGACUAUUUAAAACUCUCGCCAGAAGAGAAUUUCCUUCAGAAAAUUUUCGUUACCAAAAUCAGUGAUGAAACGGUUAUUGAUAUCGAAAAAAAAACAAUUGGCCAGAGCGCGAAUAAAUUAUGGAAAGAGGAACGUACAAAGCGCCUACCAUCCUCGAUGUUUGGUAAAAUUUGCAAGUCUACUGACCGGACUGAUAAAGAUAAACUAGCCAGAUCUUUAGUUGAUACAAGAGAAAUUAAAGCGGCCGCCUUGGAACAUGGACGCAAACAUGAAACAAUCGCUAUAACAAGAUUUAUGGAAGAUACCGGCAACACUGUGCAUUCCUGUGGUUUAGUGGUCUCGAAACAAUUUCCAUUUUUAGCAUCUUCACCGGAUGGUAUUAUUAAUGCAAAGCAUAUUGUUGAAGCAAAAUGUCCUUAUUCUGCAAGAGACAAAGAUAUCACUCCUGUCACAGUGCCUUAUUUAAGUUGUAACGACCGUGGACAAUACUCUCUUAAUAUGAAUCAUAAUUACUAUUAUCAAAUCCAAGGCCAGCUAUUGUGCACUGGAGCUAAAAAAUGUUCACUGAUUAUCUGUUCAGCAGAUAACCUGAAGAUUAGGGACAUCAAAUAUUUUGAUAUUGAAAGAAAUGACACUUUCAUAUCAGAAAUGGUUGGCCAGUUAAAAACUUUCUUUGAAAGCCAUUUCAAAAUGGUCCUGCUGGAAAAACAUUUUUACAAGCCAUAUAUAGACUGAGUUCAUUGUCAUAUAUAUAUUAAGAAAACAAACACCUCUCAGAUGUUUUUAUUUGCGAUAACCUGACCUGUCUGUAAAAUCACUGCGACUAGUCAGCUAGAAUCAGAACUUUAUUUUUAUUUUUUCAAGAAUAUCUUCAGUUAAAUAGAAUACCUAUAUCAAAAAAUCAUCCUGAUUCUAUCAUUGAUAUCGAAAACCAUUUUGUGAUGUAAAAAUUAUUGAUAUAAUUUGAUUUUAUUAAAUGAGUUAUAGAUAUCAUUGAUAUCAUUAAAUUGUUUUAAAGAUAUCAAUAAAACUUGAUUUAAAAUUAAUAAUGGUACAAUGAUUAUCUAAUUAAAAAAAUUUUCUGAUAUAUUUGAAUACAUUUGAUA